AACUAUUUUCCAAGACUAGAGUAACAUAAACCACCGUCAUCGCUGACAACACCACAUCCAACUCCAACUCUAUAAAUAUAAACGCUUCAAAUUAAAUACUAUCUAUCAAUCCAUUUUCCAAUUCAUAAACAACACUACCAAAUCAAAUCAAUGGCCACUAUCGCCGGUCAACAUGUUCGUGCUCCCCCGUUGACUUCAACUUCCGAACAACCACCUCUUUUCGAUGGAACCACCAGGUUGUAUACCAGUUAUAGUUGCCCUUUUGCACAACGUGUAUGGAUCACUAGGAACUACAAGGGGUUACAAGAGAAGAUCAAAUUGGUUCCUAUUGACCUUCAAAACAGGCCUGCUUGGUAUAAGGAAAAAGUAUAUCCUGAAAAUAAGGUGCCAUCUUUGGAGCACAAUGGCAAGGUAUUGGGGGAAAGUCUUGAUUUGAUCAAAUAUGUUGAUGCUAACUUUGAAGGGACUCCUCUUCUUCCCAAUGAUCUGGCCAGGAAGGAGUACGGUGAGAAGUUGUUAUCCCAUGUUGAUACAUUCGUCAAAGACUUGUUUGUUUCGUUAAAAGGGGAUGCUGUGCAACAAUCCAGUCCUGCUUUUGAAUUCUUGGAGAAUUCUCUUGGUAAAUUUGAUGAUGGGCCAUUCUUGCUUGGUCAAUUCAGUUUGGUGGAUAUUGCCUAUAUUCCGUUUGUUGAAAGAUUCCAUGUUGUCUUCGCUGAGGUGUUCAAGCAUGACAUCACAGAAGGAAGGCCUAAACUUGGAACAUGGAUUGAGGAGCUGAACAAGAUUGAUGCUUAUACACAGACAAGAGUGAAUCCUCAGGAAAUAGUUGAUCUUUUCAAGACACGUUUUCUGCCUCAGCAGUGAAAGUUGAGAUAUUCCAAUAAAGCAUCGUUUGUAUUAGUGGGAUGUAUCUUCAAUCAAAAUAUUGGUGUAUUAUAUAGUUGAUGUCAUUGUUAUGUUUCAUUUUCCAGCUUGUUUGUUUGGUGUUGUAAUAAUGUUUAUGUACCAGCUUGUGAGUCAAAAACUAAGGUAGUAUCUAUCUCUCCUUCAGAAUGCAGAACUUUAUUCCAUUUCACAGCUAAUAGUUAUGAUCUUUACCUUGCUGCCUUGCACAAUAAUUUGUUGUUUGUUUAAAUAAUGUACAAUAUGUAAAUAAAGUUGAUGCAGUCUCUGAUUUUCUCAAA
Molecule: messenger RNA, 1184 nt
Organism: Cicer arietinum (chickpea)
Lineage: Eukaryota; Viridiplantae; Streptophyta; Magnoliopsida; Fabales; Fabaceae
Product: glutathione S-transferase L3-like
Biological process (GO): protein glutathionylation
Molecular function (GO): glutathione transferase activity
Source: RefSeq, a predicted model, not a curated record